Spinacia oleracea (spinach) is the source of this 1955-nucleotide messenger RNA. RefSeq lists its product as uncharacterized. The record is from RefSeq and is a predicted model, not a curated record. The transcript has 15 exons. NCBI's taxonomy places the organism in Eukaryota, Viridiplantae, Streptophyta, Magnoliopsida, Caryophyllales, Amaranthaceae. Bases 518 to 1681 code for a protein of 387 amino acids.
GAAAUUUCCAAACUUGCAAAUAGAAUUUGAAAACACAACAAAGAAUAAUCAAAACCCAAAAAAGAAAGUUCUCUCUUUCUAUAUCUCUCCAAGAAUAGAGAGAAAUUCCACGAAAUUGUUGCCUUCAAAUCACGAGAGAAUUAAACACCUCAAAUCAAAUUAACAUUGUGAGAAAAGAAAUCCCCAGAAAAAAAAAAUUAAAAAAAAUUAAAGCCCUUUCUCAACAGAAAUCUUCUGUUGAGAAGGGUGCUAAAUCUUGUUUAAUUCGAUUUAUUUCCGAAGUGGGUGUUGUUUUCUCGUGAUUUUAUCACUACCCACAUAAUUAAUCUCCCGCAUUUUCCCUGGAAAAAAAGAAAAAGAUUUCAGUUUGUGAAUUCAAAUUAUUUUGAGGUAGUGCGUUUUUUGCAAUAUUUCAUGGUCCGUUUUUCGUUCGUUUGGCUCCAUUGAAAUUGAGUAUUGAAGGGUAGAAGAUUGUUGAGAUUACUUUGGUGAUUUAGUACCUGAAAUUGUUGUUUGUAUGUCACAUAGUGGCCGCGAUUUUUGGCUUCCAAGAAUGGGGAGCAGAAAACCGAAUGACUCUUUGCGGCUUAUUUUGACAACUUCCAUUGGAAUUAUUAUUGGAUUUAUAGUUGGUGUUUAUAUUUCACUCUUUUCAGUUUCUAAGAUAAAUCCAGUCAUGAACUGCCUUCCUUUGGCAAUUCGGCCCUUUUCUGUACAACAACUGAGCGAUGGUGUUCAACAAAACCAAGUGUUAAAUGAUACAACAAAGAUACCAAAAUGGAUCCAAACAAAUCCCAGAGGAGCAGAGAGACUACCGCCAGGGAUAGUUGCGUCUACAUCUGACCUCUAUCUCCGUAGACUAUGGGGUCUUCCUAGUGAGGAUUUGAAAAGCAAACCUAAGUAUCUUGUAACCUUCACAGUUGGUAUAGAUAUGAGAGAAAAUAUUGACAAAGCAGUUAAAAAGUUCUCAGACAACUUCACCAUUCUGCUCUUCCAUUACGAUGGUAAGACAACUGAGUGGGAUCAAUUUGAGUGGUCAAAACGCGCUAUCCAUGUUAGUGCUCGAAAACAGACGAAAUGGUGGUAUGCGAAACGGUUUCUACAUCCUGACAUUGUAGCACCAUAUGAUUACAUCUUUAUCUGGGAUGAAGAUUUGGGUGUCGAGAAUUUUGAUUCUGAAAAAUACGUUGAAUUGGUUAAGAAACACGGUUUGGAGAUUUCGCAACCUGGUGUAGAUCCUAAGAGUCCAUUUACAUGGCAGAUGACAAGGAAAAGACAUGACAGUGAAGUUCACAAGGAAACAGAAGAGAAACCAGGCUGGUGCAAAGACCCACAUCUACCCCCUUGUGCCGCAUUUGUAGAGAUUAUGGCACCAGUGUUCUCUCGAGAAGCAUGGCGUUGUGUUUGGCAUAUGCUUCAGAAUGACUUGGUUCAUGGAUGGGGCAUCGACUUUGCCCUCAGAAAAUGUGUAGAGCCUGCAUACGAGAAAAUAGGAGUUGUAGAUGCUCAAUGGAUUGUUCAUAAACGUGUUCCAUCACUCGGUAACCAGGGCGAAUCAGCAGACGGGGUUUCUCCUUGGCAAGGGGUUCGGAAAAGAUGUGAAAGGGAAUGGAAGAUGUUCGAGAGCCGGCUUAACAAUGCCGAAAAGGCACAACAGAAGGAAAUCGAAAGCUCCACAUAAGUCCCGGUACACCGGUAAAUGGCGAAAUUUUGUGCAGGAGUUGCUAUUAAGCAAAAGGAAAUUUGUAGGGAAAAUGAUAGAAACAUAAGAUAUAGUUGUACCAAAUUGUAGGUCUAUACUGGUGAUAACAGGCAACAAUUUUGUCCAUAGGGCUCUGGUAUUUUUGAGGGGUUGACAAUGUUCUUUGUCAAAUGUGUAUAAAUAAACAAUUUUUAAGGGGGAGAUAUGUAAUUUAUACUUGCAUAGUUAUAAAUUUACAUGACAUUUUUUAAAA